CCCGGCAAAUGGCGACGGGGAGGCGGGAGCUCCAGGCGGUUAAAGCCGCUGCAUGGCGAGCUCCAGUGGGUCUGCCUUCCACCAGAGAGGCGGUUAAACAGGAAAUUUCAAAAUAGGCAUCCUCUGCACCUAGACUGGGCGUCCGCACUACAGUUGCCUGCUCACGGGGGGACGCUGUAUUUGCAUUCGAAGGGGACGGCAAGAUGCUGAGUCUGCAGAGGGCUGAGGGGUGCCGCGGCCGCCUCGACGGCACCCGCCUGCUGACGCGGGGCUGACGGAGAAGCGCGGCGGAGCGCCGGGGCUUGCAAAACAGCCUGCGGCUUCCCAAGUCUGCAUCCGGGGAGCAGCCGUCAGCGGCGUUUUCUGAGCCCGUCACCCUGACAUUCUCGAGCCUGUUGCAGCUGCUUCAGGUUUGCGCUGCUGUUAUCACCUUUGCAUGAGGAGCCUGUGCCUCAGGCUGACAGACGGACAGACGCGGAACAGGAGACAGCUCCAGCGGCCUCACCUCGGGCUCAAAGACCCCACCAAGAUUAUCGGAUACCCCAUGAGAGUCAAUAAACAGUAAAUGUGGAAAACAGUUGUGGAGCUACUUUGGGAAAUCAAGAGAGAAAAAAAGGUGCAAAAUGCAAAUGGCAAUGUUGAAACAAAUCAGGGUAGAGGGGCUGAGCUCUGAGCCCCCUCAGCUGGUUCAGCCCUGGCUGUGCCUACUUCAGAGGAGCCCAGAGCCACCCUGUGCAACGUGGUGACCAUCCUCUUCUACGCCAACAUGUACUCGUCCAUCCUCACCAUGACCUGCAUCAGCGUCGAGCGCUUCCUGGGCGUGGUGUACCCGCUGGCCUCAGCGCACUGGCGCCGGAGAUGCUAGGCGGUGGCCGCCUGCGUCGGCAUGUGGCUGCUGCUGCUGGUCGCGCUGUCCCCGCAGGCCAGGACGGACCUCACCUACAAGGUGGAGGAUCUGGGCAUCGUCAGGUGCUUUGACGUGCUCAAGUGGACCAUGCUACCCAGAGUGGCCACCUGGGCCGUCUUCCUCUUCACGCUCUUUGUCGUCCUCUUCCUCGUCCCCUUCGUGAUCACCGUGGCCUGCUACACCGCCACCAUCCUGACGCUCAUGCGCGCGACCGGCCGCUGCGGCGACGGGCAGAAGCGGCGCUCCGUGUGCCUGGCGGCCGUGGUGCUGCUAGCUUUCGUCACCUGUUUUGCGCCAAAUAAUUUUGUGCUCCUCAUGCACAUGGUGAGCCGCCUCUUCUACGACAAGAGCUAUUACCACGUGUGUUGGGGACGAUUAAGGUAGCAUGUAUAAAAUCCACCCUCAGCGAUGCCGGAGAUAUGCAACAUGACCGCUAGGGCUGAUGCAAUAGCGGCUUAAGUUGCCCUCAGCCUUCUACAGAAUUGAUAGCUGUUCUCGCCUAAGAUUUGCGCCUAGAGUGCUAGCUUUACUACCUGCCUUCUACCCCAGCAACAGUAGCCACCAAUCCUGUGCUAGCCUUACAUCUGCCAUCCGCCCUAGCAACAGCAGCAGCCAAUCCUAGAC
Choloepus didactylus (southern two-toed sloth) is the source of this 1531-nucleotide messenger RNA. RefSeq names its product P2Y purinoceptor 8-like. The coding region runs from base 887 to 1291 and encodes 134 amino acids. Gene Ontology annotation, biological process: phospholipase C-activating G protein-coupled receptor signaling pathway; positive regulation of Rho protein signal transduction. The transcript has 4 exons. The record is from RefSeq and is a predicted model, not a curated record. Gene Ontology annotation, molecular function: G protein-coupled receptor activity. Lineage: Eukaryota; Metazoa; Chordata; Mammalia; Pilosa; Megalonychidae. Gene Ontology annotation, cellular component: membrane.